CACUUCCCUUCCGCCAGUCGAGAAAGACUCCCUCCCCCAGAAACACCUUUUUCUUUCUCUCCACCGAAAAAUAAAGUUGGAUUUUUCAAGAUCCGAUGACUCGAUUCAAAUAUCACUAACACUAAAAUUCUUCAUCAGAUCAGCAUCAUCCAAUCUCUUUCCACACAUACACACCAGAUCUCAGGUCCACAGAUUUACCACAUUGAAGUUUCACUGGUAGAAGAAACAGAAAAUUUUUUGUUUAGGAUUUAUCUUCUAGUUGAAUCAUUUGAAGCUGUUGAUUGAAUGGCUGACAGUUCUUGCAUCAAGCGCCUUCAAAAGGAAUACAGAGCACUUUGUAAAGAACCAGUUUCCCACAUCGUUGCCCGUCCUUCACCAAGUGACAUUCUUGAGUGGCAUUAUGUUCUGGAGGGAAGUGAAGGCACACCAUUUGCAGGUGGAUUCUACCAUGGGAAGAUUAAGUUUCCUCCGGAGUACCCAUUCAAACCACCAGGCAUCAGCAUGAUUACACCGAACGGACGUUUUAUCACUCAAAAGAAAAUAUGCUUGUCCAUGAGUGACUUUCAUCCAGAGAGUUGGAACCCAAUGUGGUCCGUAUCAAGUAUUCUCACAGGACUUCUGUCAUUCAUGAUGGAUAACAGUCCCACCACUGGAAGUGUCUCAACUACUGCAGCUGAGAAGCAGAGACUUGCAAAGGCUUCUCUUGCUUUUAAUUGUAAAAGCCCGGUAUUCCGGAAAAUGUUCCCUGACUACAUUGAGAAGUACAACCAGCAGCAGCUUGCAGAGCAAUCAGUUUCCAACCAGUCAUUACCAGCCCAAAAGGGUGAUGAUUCGUCGCCACUUCUUGCGGUACCAGCAGGCAGGAAUGGAACAGUAUUGCAAGAAGGUCAAGUUAACGGUGAAAUUCGGAACGAAGCAGUGAAAAACAACAAAAAGGGAUCCAAAAACUUCCCCGUCUGGUUGCUGUUUGUGCUAUUCUCUAUAUUUGGAGCUGUGAUGGCCUUGCCUCUUCUUCAGCCUUGAUAAUCUUGUGGUGAAGAAAGUCUUUUUUUAUAGAAGGGAGUCUGUUGGGUUGUUAGACAUGGAAAACCAGCAAACUUUUGUAUAGGUGUGAUGAGGGGUAAAAGCGAAGGGAGUUAAAAAGGGGUUUGUUUUCAGUUGUUGUCGAACACAGAGCUAAAUGGGGGAAAUAAAUAGCAGGAAUGGUCAUGCCAAAGUAGCCCAUUGCAGCUGUGUGUUGACAUAUCGGAAACAUAACAAUGUGUUUAUCUAGCUGUUACUUAGGCCAUCUAAGUUUCAAAACAUGAAAACACUUUUUUUCUGGUGAUGUCGUAUAUAUACCUAUAGUUUCUCUUUGGGUUUUUCAUUUCCUCAGUGUGUUGAACUAGUUUUGUUUCCAAGUAAGCUGAAGACUAAAAUUGACAUAUCUGUGUACAUGUUUAGGUCUUUAAACCGUCUCAACCCGAAAUAAAUUUUUGGUUU
Papaver somniferum (opium poppy) is the source of this 1482-nucleotide messenger RNA. RefSeq names its product ubiquitin-conjugating enzyme E2 34-like. The transcript has 10 exons. The coding region runs from base 286 to 1023 and encodes 245 amino acids. Lineage: Eukaryota; Viridiplantae; Streptophyta; Magnoliopsida; Ranunculales; Papaveraceae. The record is from RefSeq and is a predicted model, not a curated record.